Messenger RNA from Clonostachys byssicola, 1644 nucleotides. Lineage: Eukaryota; Fungi; Ascomycota; Sordariomycetes; Hypocreales; Bionectriaceae. The record is from the annotation of a GenBank genome assembly.
AUGAUCUGGCCAGUCAUAGCCAUAGCCGCGGUAGUAGGCUCCGGAUGUCACGCAGCCAACACCUUUUCCGCAAAGGUCGAGCUAGACUAUGCCACAUAUGUUGGCACAAAACUCUCAAAUCAAGUUGACGAGUUCAUUGGAAUACGUUAUGCCGAGGCGCCUCUGGGAGAUCUCAGAUUUCGUGCUCCACAGCCACCUCAGCAUCAAUUUGACAUACAGCGAGCUACUUCAUUUGGAGAUUACUGCAUUGGAACGAAUGAGACAGUAGACGUUGGCGUCUCAGAAGAUUGCCUCUUCGUCAACAUUUGGCGCCCAUCAAACGCAACACGUGAAUCUAAGCUCCCAGUGUGGGUAUUUAUCCAAGGUGGAGGCUUCAACCUCAACUACAGUCCCAAUUACAACGGUUCGGAGGUCGUUGAAAAGUCCAACAACAACAUUAUUCUUGUCAACUUUAACUGGCGCGUGGGCGUUUAUGGGUUCUUAGCUGGCCAACAUAUUGAAAAAUUUGGCGAUUUGAAUGCCGGCCUCUUAGAUCAAAUAGCGCUUCUACAAUGGGUUCAAGAUCACAUCCACCAGUUUGGUGGUAACCCAGACCAUGUAGUCAUUCACGGUAGCUCCGCGGGUGCCGGUUCAGUCGCUCUUCACCUCCUGAAUCCUGCCAAUACCCGACUCUUCGCUGGUGCUAUAAUGGAGUCGACCUUCAUGCCCACACAGCCGCUCGCAUCAGAGGUGGAGUGGCAGUAUGACCGUUUUAUUCAGACCGUCGGGUGUAGUGAAGGUAAUGCCGAGCUACAAAUGCGGUGUUUGCGCGAGAAGACAACCGAAGAACUUCAAAGAGGUAAUGUCGCGACUCCGUUUCCCGGCGGUCCAUCGCAACCGCUGCCGGUCUGGCCGUGGACACCUUGCAUUGAUGGAGACCUUAUUCCGGACAAGCCUCUGGACAUGUACAAUAGAGGAGAAUUCAUCAAAGUCCCGAUGAUCAUCGGGAAUAACGAAAAUGAGGGAGCUUACUUCGCUGCAAAUGCGUCAACCGAGGAAGAAGUACGUCUGUUCAUAGACAGCAACUAUCCUCGAUUAUCAAAGACUAAGAUCACCGAGAUCACCGAGUACUACCCGCAGAAGAAACCAGUUCCACAACACGCCGAAUGGUUCCCAUCUGCUGAGCAAGCGUAUGGUGAAUCUACCUUUACAUGUCCAGCUCUAGCCAUUCUAGACGCCUCGGAGAAGUUCGAUGAAAGCCAUGAGCUGAAUUCUUCCGAGACUAUUAAGAUAUGGUCAUACCAUAUGAAUGUAUAUGAUGAAGUAUACGUCGCCAUGGGACUGGGUUGCCCUCAUGGUUACGAAGAAGGGCUCAUUUUUGGGCCUUCUGGUACUAAGAUCCUGGGAAGAUACCAGCCGCCAGCCAGCUUCGCGACCUAUAAUGCCCCUUUGGUUCCUGUAGUUAUGAACUAUUGGAUAUCAUUUGUGCGUAGUCUGUCCCCAAAUCCGCAUAAGGAUCCUAGUGCACCUAUUUGGGAACACUGGGGAAGCGGAAACAGCCGCUCAAAGCUUUUAGUAAGGCUGGGGGAACUUGGAAUGGAGACUACAACAGAGGCUCAAGUAAAGAGAUGUGAUUUUUGGAACGAGAUGGAUAGAUCCUUAUAA